AUGUCUCCUUACAAAGCUCUAUUUGGUGUUAACACUCCCAUACACUUACCUCAUAUUCCACUAGAUACUAAUGUGUCUACAAUGGAAGAGUUCUUUCCGGAAAGGGAAUCAAUGUUGGAAACUCUUAAAAAGUCCUUAUGCAGAGCUAGAAUCCGGAUGAAACCAUUUGCAGAUCAUCACAGGACUGAAAAAGUCAAUGCGGAUGGUACAUGGGUAUAUUUGAAGUUGCACCCUUAUGUUAAGACUACACUAAGAGCUCACAAAUACCCUAAACUUUCACCCAAAUACUAUGGUCCAUUUCUUUUUCUAGCAAGGAUCAGACUAACUGCAUAUAAAUUGAAUUUGCCACCUAAUUCCCAAAUUCAUUUAACUUUUCAUGUAUCUCUUCUGAAGAAAGCUGAAGGUCCACCUAAUGUUGUUCAUAAUAUUCCUGAGGGAUCAAGUAAUGGAUUACAACCUAUGCACAUUUUGGACAGAACAUUAGCUAGGCAAGGUCAUAAACCCGUGGUGAAGUUUUUGAUACAAUAG
Messenger RNA from Helianthus annuus (common sunflower), 528 nucleotides. RefSeq lists its product as uncharacterized. NCBI's taxonomy places the organism in Eukaryota, Viridiplantae, Streptophyta, Magnoliopsida, Asterales, Asteraceae. The transcript has a single exon. The record is from RefSeq and is a predicted model, not a curated record. The coding region runs from base 1 to 528 and encodes 175 amino acids.